Molecule: messenger RNA, 2019 nt
Organism: Effrenium voratum
Lineage: Eukaryota; Dinophyceae; Suessiales; Symbiodiniaceae
Source: the annotation of a GenBank genome assembly
AUGUUUUUUUUUGGUUUUUGGCAGGGCGCUUGUAUGUCUCUGAUCCAUGUGGCCCUCAUAUCGGCGGCAGCUGGUCGAGGUACCCUGGACUGGCUAGACUGCAGGGGUCCUCCCUUCGCGGCUUCCUGGGCGGAGCUUCAGGCUGCUCUGGCGGUUCAGCUGAAGCACACACCGGAUUUGCUUUCGUUUGUUCAACCACUGCAUCCGGUCAUCGUGAAGUAUGCAGAGGACUUGGAGCCUGUGUGCCAGGCGCGGAAGGACGUUGCGGCUUUGUUGGCUUGGACAGGCCAGACACAUCAGUCGGACUAUGAAGCCAUGGGCUCUUUGAGAUGGUGGAUCAACUCGUCCUAUCAAGUUGGACAUUCACAAGAAGACGGCUUCUGCCUCUACGGCUGCGUGGCGGUGCUGUUCCUCCUGGCCUUCAACGAGUUGGCCUGGCUCAGCGUGACGCCCACCGAGCCCACCGAGGCGCAAGCGGAGAAGAGCCUCCAGUACAUUUUCGUGAGCCUCCACUACGCGCGCUCGCUGCUGGGUGACCAUUCCACGCUGGAUUUGAUCUCUACCAGCUCGUGGCCGGCGCAUUUAUCCUCUGCCAUCACUGACCUCUUCGUGAAAGCGGAGGCCUUGGUGACAGGCCCGACGCUGCCAGUAGAGAAAACAACGUGGUCUUCCUUGGAAUUGGCGAGGGCUUGGCAGCCCUGCGAUCCGCUUUUGCACCAGGGGUGCUUCACGCACCCUGGAGGUGCCGUGAAGCACCAACGAGCAAACGGGGCUCCUUUGGUCAUGCUCCUGCUUGGCGAGCACGCGCCGUUUGCAAACACGGUCUGGCUAUGCGUCCAGUCGGCUGCCAUUGCCCUGAGCAUGUCUCUGCGCCCGAUCUUCGUGGGCACUUUUUACGGCUGCAAAGGACUGCCAAGUGGCUGUGAGAAUGAUGCCGCGAAGGACUGGUUCAGGGCAUGGAUGAAGAGGUGGCCACUGAGUGAAGGAGAUGCCCUGCAGGUGGGCGAUAUUGGCAAGGAAGCCGCGAGUCUUGUACACGCCAUCCACCAGCACCCGGACCCAGAUGCAGGCCGCCCGGACUUCAUUCUUUGCGGGGACACAGUCCUCUUCUGCUGGCUUUUGCGCCAAGCCCAGAUGUUCCGCCAUGUCCCCGCGUUGCACAUGUAUGGCAUGGUCUUCCUGCAGUACGUCCCCUUUGCCUGGCGUCGGCACAUGCUGCAGGACUUUGGGCACUGGUGGACGCAAGAGCGAGACGACUCUCAGCCUGCUGGAGUCCAAAUCGAGGUGCUGAGCCUUCAACUCCAAUGGCAGAUGGGCAUUGCCCUGCCUUUCGUGCCAAGUGCUGGCACGUCAGAUGCUGCGGGAGUCCUCUACCAAUCAAAACCAGGACAGCGCUCCGUGCUAGUGCUGAAGAGCGGCUUCUUUGCCCUGGCGCCGGGUCAGGUCUUCAGCGCGGUCCUGCGACGCCUUGGGGACGAGAGCGGCAUUCGUUGGAAUCACUGGGGCUUCGAGAGCCGCGAAUUCCUGAACUUCGCUGCCAUGGCCUCACACUCCUGCGCACUCUAUGUGGCGCCAGAGUUCUCACAGUUGCUCUUGCGAGACGUGUAUGGCAUCGGCUUGCCAAUGUUCGCGCCGACUUUCGCGUGGCACCUUCGCCUGCUGCAACACAUGUUUGCCUCCUGGGGCCAGCUGCACACCGAGCAUGACAUUGGCAGAAGGUGGGAAGACAAGCUGGAGCAGAAGGAGGGCCCCGGAAUCUUCCAGGCGGAUCUCUGGCCCUUCGGGCCCUUCUACAACCCCGCGGAGCACACGCCUGAACAUCUCGCCUUCUGGAUGCCCCUGGCCGAAGUUCAUCGAUAUCCCCACAUGUUGUACUUCGCGUCUCUGACGGAGCUGUUGCACUCCAUCGAGACAGUUGAUCUGGGGCUUCAGAGCCUGCGUAUGCAGGAGCAGAAUCGAAUCAUUGCGGCAAAUGUCCGGAGGUUCUACCGGCAAGCACUUCAGCAAAUGCUUCGUUAG